Molecule: messenger RNA, 762 nt
Organism: Miscanthus lutarioriparius
Lineage: Eukaryota; Viridiplantae; Streptophyta; Magnoliopsida; Poales; Poaceae
Source: the annotation of a GenBank genome assembly
AUGGCGCGCAAGGUCCUGUGCCGCCUGCUGGUGGCUGCCGUAGCAGCGUGCCUCGCCGCGACGGUCCGGGCGGGGUGGCUGAGGGGCUCGGCGACGUUCUACGGCGGGGCCAACGCCGCCGGCACAAUGGGUGGCGCGUGCGGGUACGGCGACCUGUACUCGGCGGGGUACGGCACGGACACGGCGGCGCUGAGCUCGGCGCUGUUCAACGACGGCGCGGCGUGCGGGGAGUGCUACCAGGUGCAGUGCGACCAGAAGAACAGCCAGUGGUGCAAGCCGGGCGUGACGGUGACGGUCACCGCCACCAACCUGUGCCCGGCCGACUACUCCCAGCCCAGCAACGACGGCGGCUGGUGCAACCCGCCGCGGCAGCACUUCGACAUGUCCCAGCCCGUCUGGGAGAAGAUCGGCGUCUACAGCGGCGGCAUCAUCCCGGUCUUCUUCCAGAGGACGGCGUGCGUGAAGCAGGGAGGGGUGCGGUUCACGGUGACCGGCUCCAACUACUUCGUGCUGGUGCUCAUCACCAACGUCGCCGGCAGCGGGUCGGUGAAGGCGGUGUGGGUGAAGGGGAGCGCCACGGACAGGAUGCCCAUGGCCAGGAACUGGGGCGCCAACUGGCAGUCGCUCGCGGGGCUCGCCGGCCAGGCGCUCACCUUCGGCGUCACCUCCACCGAUGGCCGCACCGUCGUCGUCCCCGACGUCGUGCCGGCCUGGUGGAAGUUCGGGCAGUCCUUCACCUCCGGCGUCCAGUUCCCCAUCUGA